Oryzias melastigma (Indian medaka) is the source of this 2470-nucleotide messenger RNA. RefSeq names its product shugoshin 1 (gene sgo1). The transcript has 9 exons. Bases 358 to 2295 code for a protein of 645 amino acids. NCBI's taxonomy places the organism in Eukaryota, Metazoa, Chordata, Actinopteri, Beloniformes, Adrianichthyidae. The record is from RefSeq and is a predicted model, not a curated record. Gene Ontology annotation, cellular component: chromosome, centromeric region; nucleus. Gene Ontology annotation, biological process: meiotic chromosome segregation.
UCCACCAAUCAGUAAUCGUGGCUCUCGAUUUAAACAACAACUUUCAUGUCAUGGACGGGCAAGCUGCGUUAAAAAUAGUUAUUUUUCUUUCUUAAUGUACUAUUUUUGUGCUUUUUUUAAUUAAAUAGUUGUAGUUUACUCGUGGGGAUAUUCCAUCGUAUAUUUAAGUUUAACUUACUUUGUUAAACAAUAGUUUUUGAAAACGCUUUGAAAAACGAUAACUGUUUGCUAGCUUGCUAAUCUAGCUACAAAGCUAGCAGCACUUCAACUAAGAAAGUGAGCUUUUUCUUUUUCAAAAUAUGCUCUAAUAGUUCGCAUUUAUUAUAGACACGAACUGCAUUAUAAGGACGAACGGAUAUGGCGAAAGAGCGGGCCCAAAAGAAAUCCUACCAGGACAGUCUGGAGGACAUAAAGGAGAGAAUGAAGGAGAAGAGGAAUAAACGGCUGGCGAGUGCGUCUUCCAACAGGGGACGGCCCAGAAACAUAAACAAAAACAGCGGGCCCAGCUCCACUCACACCAUUCUGAUGGGCGUCCAGCUGAACAACAAGGCGCUGGCCGUGGCUCUGGAAGCGGAGAAGGAGAAAGUCCGGCAGGCCAACGCCGUCAUCCUGCAGCUGAAGCGGGAGCAGCAAGCCCUGUUCCUUCACCUGAUUCUGCUCAAAAGGAAGCUGAAGGAGCAGGAAGCCUUUGCAGCUGCAGAGUGUAAAGCUCCAGAUGUCCCUGCUGAGCCACACCAACACAUGGUUUCACCCAAAAAUAAGCGGACCGCUCUCUCGCGGGAUGAGCACACUUUGGAGGAAUCUUCACCAGUUUGUGCAGGUUCCACACCAGGGAAAAAGCCCAGACAUUCGAGCGUGGCCAAAGAGGUGGUGUUGCCUUCCACGGUGGGUGUGCGGCGUCAGCGUGCUGACAGGAGAAGCCGGCGGAGGUCUAAGUGUGUGCAGCAAACCUUUCUAACAGAGACGGACUUGGAAGUUGGCUUUGAGUCGGCUCUGAGUCCCAUCCCCGGUGAAGUGAAAAGCCCGGAUCAAAAGCAGCAACGAGCGGGAAAAGAGACGGUUGAUCCGUGCCGCUCUGAGGCGGUGCAGCACUCCACCCCAGAACCUCCGCCUGCCAAGAGGAGACAGCAGCCUAACAGGAGACAGGCUCAGCCGCCGCCUCCUCGCUCUAAACCAGAACCGGCUCCACAGAAACAAGAGCGAGGCCGCAAACCGGAGCGCGGGCCGUUAAAGAAACCCUGGGAAAAUCCCAAACCCAGAGCCCGCUCCAAAAGCCGCGACCGAUCGGCGGCGAGGGCCAAAGCAGGACACGCACCGCAGAGCAGCAAGCUCAACUCGUCGCUGGGAUUUGACGACACGUUCGACUUUGACUGCAAAGAGGAAGACCACGUCACCCCGUUCAAGGCCAAGCCGGACGACAGCCAGCCGUCCUCACCGACCGGUGAAGCGCCACAAGCUGAAGCUUCAGCCACCAACUCAGACCAGAACACAUCCAGCUCGCCAUCGCAAUCCUCCGAGUCAGACGACAGCCUGUAUGUUCCACAAAGGACUCAGCGGGCGCAAACCACGCCCCCUGACCAGAAGAGAGCCAUCACCACGCGGCGAGGCCGGCUCUCUAAAGCGUUCAGACAGAAAGAAAACAUCCCUCCAAAGCAGGAAUUCUCAGUAUUUAGAGAUGAAGAUUCAAACCCCAAAGCUCCAGAAGCUGAAAGUUGUGAGGAGAAUCCUUCCCCGUUACCUCAAUCAGACUUCUCUGAGAGUCCCAAAGAUCGAAAGAAGCAAAAAGAAAAGCCUCAAAGGGAGCAGAUGGCGGACAGUUUGCUUUCCGUCAGUCCUCUGGUUGAAGCUGAACUGACGAGAAUCGACCACAUCCUGAACAACUAUGGAGACGGCUCUUGUGAAGCUCCAGCUCCCCAAACGCUCAAAGGACUCAAACCAUGUGGGGCUGGUGUCAGGACGGCGGGGCGGGGCUUGAGUCUGUGUGUUGUGACCAAUCUGUCCCCUGCAGCCUACCGCAAGUUCUCCUGCAGCACAAAGCGCUCUUCGGAGGCCAGAUGCUCCACGCCGGUCCCAGCACGCAAGCGGCGCUGCACCCUGACCGUCGACUACAAGGAACCUUCGUUAAACGCGAAACUUCGGCGUGGCGACAAACACACAGACCUGCAGUUCCUGCGCUCUCCUAUUUUCAAGCAGAAGUCUGGGAGAAAAUCAGUGCGGAUGUCCAGGAAAAGCAGCAGCAGCAGCAGCCAGCAAGUGUUCGAGAAAUACAACGAAUCUUUUGUUGGAUGUCGCUGAGACGACUUGUUACGUUUUUUAAUCAUUUAACUGUUUAAGGCGUUUAUAUCUCCUAAAAUUAAGUUUUCACACAUAAUUGUGUGUACUUCAUGCUUUUAAAACUUUUUGCUUCUUCUAUUUUUGUAGCAAAAACGUUUGUAGUUUUGAUGCUAAACAUUAAAAAUGUAUUAAUGUG